Messenger RNA from Lactuca virosa, 578 nucleotides. The record is from the annotation of a GenBank genome assembly. Lineage: Eukaryota; Viridiplantae; Streptophyta; Magnoliopsida; Asterales; Asteraceae.
AUGGCUUUCCAGUUGGAGUGUAAUUCUCCUAACAACUCCUUGAAAUUGAGAAGCGGCUUCUAUAUAAAUCAAGUUGAAGACGAAUCACCUGAUGAUGAAUCCUAUGAAGUCUGGAUGGUCGAUUCAUUUGCUGAAAGGUCACUAAGCUUGGGGUUGGAGCUUAGUCUUGGAGUGAUACAUGGAACAAUUUUGUAUGGGAUGAUGAAAAGGGGUGAAGUUUUUAGGGAAAAGUUUGCUGGCAAUCAAAGCAUAACAAUUUCUGGUUGAGAUAAAGAGAUGGGAAUGUAAAAAUGUACAAAAAAAUUAUUCACCACCAGCUUCACCUCAGCUAGAUCUGAUCACGAUUGCAAUCUCUUACUCUUACAAAUACCCAACAUUUAGUUAUGGCUAAUUAUGUGAGAUCAUUUCGUUUUUCAGAACUCCAAAUGUAAAGAAGAAUGUGUGUACCAAUGUGGUUAAUUAGUUUUACUUUUAGUUUGUGAGUUUUUAGAUCUGAAAAUAUGUAUUGUGAGUUGUGAGUUUUUAAUUUUGUAUGUAUUAUGUGCAAGACUAAAUGGAUUGAUGCUCAAUUGUUGUAG